AUGAGGACACAGAACACCCAUGUUCUGUCAAACAUGCCCCAGGAUUUGUCAGAGGCCCUGAAGGAGGCCACGAAGGAGGUGCACACCCAGGCGGAGAAUGCCGAGUUCAUGAAGAACUUUCAGAAGGGUGAGGUGACCCGAGAAGGUUUUAAGCUGGUGAUGGCGUCUUUGUACCACAUCUAUGUGGCCCUGGAGGAGGAGAUCGAACGCAACAAGGAGAACCCCGUCUACUCUCCCCUCUACUUCCCAGAGGAGCUGCACCGCCGGGCCGCCCUGGAGCAGGACAUGGCCUUCUGGUACGGGGCCCACUGGCAGGAGACCAUCCCCUACACGCAGGCCACCAAGCGCUAUGUUCAGCGGCUCCAGGAGGUGGGGCGCGCUGAGCCCGAACUGCUGGUGGCCCAUGCCUACACCCGCUACCUGGGCGACCUGUCUGGGGGCCAGGUUCUCAAGAAGAUCGCUCAGAAGGCCCUGAAUCUGCCGAGCUCCGGGGAGGGCCUGGCCUUCUUCACUUUCCCCAAUAUCGCCAGUGCCACCAAGUUCAAGCAGCUGUACCGCUCCCGCAUGAACACGCUGGAGAUGACCCCCAAGGUCUGGCAGAGGGUCUUGGAUGAGGCCAAGACCGCCUUCCUGCUCAACAUCCAGCUGUUUGAGGAGUUGCAGGGCCUGCUGACCCAGAAGGCCAAGGACCGUGAGCCCUCGCAGGCACCAGACCUUCACAGGCGAGCCGGCAGCAAGGCGCAAGACUCGGUUCCUGCCAAGGCGUCCAGGGGGAAGCACCAGCCCAGCGUCCUCUCCCAGGCACCUCUCCUGCGAUGGGUCCUCACGCUCAGCUUUCUGGUGGCCACGGUCGCUGUGGGGCUUUACGCCAUGUGA
This is a messenger RNA of Rangifer tarandus platyrhynchus (Svalbard reindeer), 876 nucleotides long. The record is from the annotation of a GenBank genome assembly. Lineage: Eukaryota; Metazoa; Chordata; Mammalia; Artiodactyla; Cervidae.